Molecule: messenger RNA, 1825 nt
Organism: Astrephomene gubernaculifera
Lineage: Eukaryota; Viridiplantae; Chlorophyta; Chlorophyceae; Chlamydomonadales; Astrephomenaceae
Source: the annotation of a GenBank genome assembly
UCCUUGGGUACGUUGGGUGUUGGGAGUUGGCAGUGCUGGGCGUGUUUGGAAGCGGGCUGCAUGUGGGGCGGGGUAGCGAGGAAGCGGAAUGGGAGGCGGAGGUGGAGGGCUCGGGGAGGGGAGGGAAAGAUGAAUCUCAGGAGUCACAAUGUUGCGCAAGUCGGCCGCGAUCGCAUUUACAUCUUACAUUCCCUGCGGCCCACGGCCACCUCACCCUUGACACCGGGAGCAGUACUGCAAUUGGUUUGGUUGGCUUGGUUAGCCGGAAGGGCUUUGCUAGGGUUGAGGCUCUGGGAGGUUGAGUCGGAAACUGAACGAGCUGUACGACCAGGCUUCACCAGGGGUUGCGCAUUGGACCCAUCCCAUCCAACCCCACCAGAGGCUCUGGAAGGGGGCGCCCGUCCCAGAGCCACAUGGAGAACUGACUGGGUGGUUAGGAGUUGUCAUUGCGGGCGUGUUUAGGGCUAGCCCAUCAUGACCCAUGAGGCGUGGUAUGAAACAGCGUGGCUCCAUUCCCUGCUUCUGACUCUCGACUGCUUUAGCACGCCCCGUCAGCCAGGGUUUGAAGCCGCAUGCGCCGUCGCGGUCGCUUCUUACCUAAAUCCCGCAGAUCAACCAGCAUCACACCACCUCCACCUGCACUGCCUGCUGUUUUCUAGCAUGGUUGGGAACGCGCAACGUGUGCGAUGGUGCAAGGCCCUGCAACGUACGGAAGUUUAUGCAUGUAUGUGUCGUACGGCAACAAGUCAGCUAGGACCUAGGAGUUACUUUUGGUCGAUUUGGGCGGUAAGAGUUAUUGUGGCAUAACAAAGAUGUUUAAGUGUACUCUAUGCAAUCUUGAGGCACCAUUUAAGCACUUUGGCGCGAGCUUACCGGCAGAGACGGUAGCGACAGAAGGAUCGGGCGCCUGUAGAGUAGCGUUUCUGGAACAGGGAUGGCUUGCCGUUGACCCUUUCUCAGUCAAGCCACGGCCGCUCUUCCUUGGAGCCCCAUGUAGCAUCUGCAAUCAGCCAGUAUGCACAGCGGACACAUGCUCGCUCUUCUUUGCGAAGCGCUUUUGUGCACCAUGCGCGCGGCACAAUGCAUCAGCCUUUCCGCCUGCCGUCUUGAAAGCAUCUGCUCGGAUCUUCGGUAGCAGCCAACAGCAGCAGCAGCAGCGGGCAUCCGGGGGCGUUGGUUGACAGCGUGACACGUGAGCUUGACGGAUUACUGCGACACACAUGCAUGCCUACCUAUCCUCCACCCAUGCCUCGGGAGCUUUACCCCCCCCCCCCACCCUUUCCGUGAUUGCUGGCAGUCUUUCGUGUGGCGGGAAUCAGGCGCCCGCUGCGACUCGGCGGGAAGUGUGGCGGGAAGUGUGCAGCAGUGAUCGGCGCACUUGGUGUGGCUGAGCAGUGCAGAGCUCUCCUGUCUGUGCAGCACCGGGGCAUCUGCCGUGCACGACAUGGGGCGUGUUUCCACAUGUGGUUCCCAUCAGUCAGCUACUUGAGGAUGUAGGAGCGAGUCCAGGGGGACUGCCUGGGUGUCAUGCGCCUGGGCGCCUUACACCCGUAGACACGACAGCAAAGUGCUACCUGAUGAGCAAGCAGACGUAAACGGCACUGCGAAGGAUGUGAUGUGAGAUGGAGUGGUGUGAGGGUGAGUGUGGUUGCGACAUGUGGGGCUGAAGUCAGUAUUCGCGCGGAGGUGUGCGAGGGUUACAGUCGUGACGACAUGUGUGUGGUGGCCAACGUCAAUCAGUUUCGGUUUCUAGGGUUCCUGUUCUGCCGACGAUACAACUGUCGUACAGGUAAAGGCACAUUUCGGUGCUAAUCCCUUCUUCCAC